Soboliphyme baturini is the source of this 304-nucleotide messenger RNA. The record is from the annotation of a GenBank genome assembly. NCBI's taxonomy places the organism in Eukaryota, Metazoa, Nematoda, Enoplea, Dioctophymatida, Soboliphymatidae.
UUCCCCCUUUCAGGACGAUUCUGCCGCCGCCGCCGCUGCCGCCGCCGCCGCCGCCGCCAGAGCAACAGCAGUCGACGACGGAGUCGAGGCCUGCAGGCCGUUGAAUCUCAGCCAGUUAGUGACGAAUUCGUUGCCGAAGUUCGCUGCCGAAGGUUCGACCCAAAACACCGAAUAUCAGCGUUGGACGAUGGCAGGUGCUGCGUGUGCCGAAAAUUGGAAGAAGGCUAUUGACUUUAUGGAUGGAAAGAGGGACGAAACGCGAAAGCAGUUUGAGACCAAGAAACCUCUUCCUCAGUUCUCAUGA